AUGUUCUUUAAAUUAUUAAGAGGAAGGAAAAUAUAUAUUAACAACAAAAACUACUACAAUAACAAAUAUAUACAUGGGGAUUCUUUUUCUAGUAGUCCCCAAAAGAUUAUGUCAGUUCGUCGUUUCAGCGAAUAUAUUAAUAUAGAAGAGAAAAUAAAUUUACCAAGAUUAAAACUAAGAGGAUUACCUUUUGAUGCAUCAGAAGACGAAAUAAAAAAUUUCUUUAGAGAUUUCCAAUUAACAAAACAAGCAUAUCCUAUUCAUAUAAUUAAAGGAAUUAAGAAUAAGCCCACUGGGCAUGCAUAUGUGUAUUUCGAUGAUGAAGAAGAGGCCAGAAAUGCUUGUCAAGCUAUGAACAGGAAAUAUAUAAGAGACAGGUUUGUUGAAAUUUACCAGGAUUAUGUUUAUAAUCACAACUUAACACCUGCAAAAGAGCAUGUUACAACAUUGAUGAGGGACAGAUAUAAAAAAGACAACCAAUAA
Molecule: messenger RNA, 483 nt
Organism: Plasmodium adleri (nom. inval.)
Lineage: Eukaryota; Apicomplexa; Aconoidasida; Haemosporida; Plasmodiidae
Product: RNA-binding protein, putative
Exons: 1
Coding region: 1-483 (160 amino acids)
Cellular component (GO): ribonucleoprotein complex
Molecular function (GO): RNA binding
Source: RefSeq, a predicted model, not a curated record